Molecule: messenger RNA, 414 nt
Organism: Sphenostylis stenocarpa
Lineage: Eukaryota; Viridiplantae; Streptophyta; Magnoliopsida; Fabales; Fabaceae
Source: the annotation of a GenBank genome assembly
AUGACCCAGAUCCAAAAAUUAGUACAACCCCAACACCCCAAAAACCAACAACCUCAACCAAACCCUAACACCACCACCACCAUCACCCCCUCUGCUUGGAUGUGGAACCCUAGGGAACAACUGCAGCAGGAAGAUGAUGAUGACUCAUGGGAGGUCAGAGCUUUUGCAGAAGACACAAGGAACAUAAUGGGAACCACAUGGCCUCCAAGGUCCUACACCUGCACCUACUGCAGAAGGGAGUUCCGUUCCGCCCAAGCUCUCGGAGGCCAUAUGAACGUCCACCGCCGCGACCGUGCUCGCCUCCACCACCACCUCUUCUCGUCCCACUUCUCCACCCUUCAUCAACAUCCCUCCUCAAGACCUUGUUGCAAAUGCUGGCUUGUGCCUCCUCUACCACUUGCCAUCAAGCCCUAG